GCUCUGGAGGCCGCAGUACGGGUCCUGGCUUGGGCCUCUGCCCCACCAUGGUGAUGGUUGUGGAGCUGCUGGUGUUUCUGGCUGCUCUUCUGGCCAUGGCCUUGGGCUAUUUUGUCAGUAUCGAUGUGCAUGCUGAGUAGUGCUUCUUUGAACGGGUAACUUUGGGCACUAAGAUGGGCCUCAUCUUCGAGGUGGCGGAGGGCGGCUUCUUAGACAUUGAUGUGGAGAUUACAGGACCUGAUAAUAAAGGAAUUUAUAAAGGAGACCGAGAGUCCAGUGGGAAAUACACAUUUACUGCUCACAUGGAUGGAACAUAUAGAUUCUGUUUUAGUAAUAGGAUGUCCACUAUGACUCCAAAGAUAGUAAUGUUCAUCAUUGACAUUGGGGAGGCUCCAAAAGGACAAGACGUGGAAACAAAAGCUCAUCAGAACAAGCUAGAAGAAAUGAUUAAUGAGCUGGCAGUAGCAAUGAUAGCUGUAAAGCAUGAACAAGAGUACAUGGAAGUCCAGGAGAGGAUACACAGAGCCACCAAUGAUAACACAAACAGCAGAGUGGUCCUUUGGUCCUUCUUCGAAGCUCUUGUUCUAGUCGCCAUGACAUUGGGACAGAUCUACUACCUGAAGAGAUUUUUUGAAGUCCGGAGGGUUGUUUAAAAGGCCUUUUCCUGUUGAUCCCAAAUUCAUAAUUCACUUGGUUACCAAACACCUUGGUCAGAAUAAUGCUGUUAGUU
This is a messenger RNA of Jaculus jaculus (lesser Egyptian jerboa), 730 nucleotides long. Its product is annotated as transmembrane emp24 domain-containing protein 2-like. Gene Ontology annotation, cellular component: COPII-coated ER to Golgi transport vesicle; Golgi apparatus; endoplasmic reticulum. Gene Ontology annotation, biological process: intracellular protein transport; endoplasmic reticulum to Golgi vesicle-mediated transport; Golgi organization. The transcript has a single exon. Lineage: Eukaryota; Metazoa; Chordata; Mammalia; Rodentia; Dipodidae. The record is from RefSeq and is a predicted model, not a curated record.